Molecule: messenger RNA, 1605 nt
Organism: Cercocebus atys (sooty mangabey)
Lineage: Eukaryota; Metazoa; Chordata; Mammalia; Primates; Cercopithecidae
Exons: 2
Coding region: 123-608 (161 amino acids)
Source: RefSeq, a predicted model, not a curated record
GCACGCCCGUCCGGGACUGCGGAGAGGCCUGGAGCCCCGCCUGCUUGCCCAACCCGGCCCGGUCUGGCCCCAAGGGGUCCCGCCACCCGCCUUCUAUACCCACCUCCUGCCCUCGGGCUAGGAUGCCGCUAGCCGAGGGGCGCCCGGACGCUCUGCCACCCCAGCGCCCUCUGAGCCCGGAGCUAGCCGAGAUCCGACGCCCUUCUGGCAGCUGCCGCAUUCCCUCCCGUUGGAUAGAUCCCUUCCCCCCUCGCCGCCGGCGUCCCGUGCUGCCCGGAGUCGUGCGCCCCGGGACGAGGGGUUUUGGGUUCUUCGACGCUUGGCCCGGUUUAGGAAAGACCCGCCGUCUUCCUUGCUACCCCCACCUAGGAGACUCGGAGCCUUGCGCUCCGUCGUUUUUUCUGGUGUCGCAGCUUGUCCCUCUGGCUUGCUCCCUCCUAGUCCCUACCCCACACGGCUCCCUUCACCAGCUCCAUGACAAUCCCACUCGUGCUGAAGACCUUGGGCGAAGAAGUAACCAUCGGUCUUCCCCUCGCUUUCCGUUCGUCCGGCGACGGGGCUUGGGGGAAGGGUGCCCGGGAUACAAGCCCCUCACGCAGGCCCACUGAUGCGGCGGUAGUUCUGCCAUUGGCCCCUCUCAGAAUGGUGAGGUUCUCCUACUAACCCUGGCCCCAUGGCAUAACUAGUAUAACCCCAGUGAGAGGAACCCAGAGUUCCAGUCUUCCCCUGCUCCAGUUCCUCUAUGUGUGAUCUCGAUCUCGAGGGAUUCACUUCACCUCGCUAAGCCUCAGUUUCCCAUUUGCAAAAUGGGCAGAAUGACUCUCAACUCUGGGGAUCAAGAAAAUGCACGUGUGAGCAUGCCGGUAAUUGGCGACCCGGGGAUCUCUGCAAACUGCAGGCCCAGCGAGAUGGCCCCAGCACGACCUGCACCCUUGCCCGCGCGACUGCCACUGGCUGCCCGCCCCAGCCACUGUGUUCCUGGUGCUUCCUCUGCCAGGGCCACGUGCCGGGGAAGCCAAAACGGGAGUCUUUCGAUCUUGGCCCAGCCCUUAGCCCUGGCUCCUUUGCUCUAGCAUCUAGAUUCUGUGGGUCAGCAAAGUCACUGGAAAACCAACGAACUUCCCGACAUUUUUCGAACAACAGUAUGCGUGUGCUUCUGUGCGUUUUUCCUCCGAUCGAGGCAGGGCCCUGUAGGGUUCUGUUUGGACGGGAGGCUGGAGUGGUUCCGCCCCGGCUGCGGGGGCGGAGGAUGCAGUGGGAGAUUCGAAAGAAGGAGAAACACGGACUGUCAAAUGAAAGGAGAUCCUAUCUUAGGAAUCGAUCCAGCUCUUUAAAAGAAUGAGGAAAACAUGGGGUCGUUAUAUAUCUUGGAAAGUCGCCUAGGCGUUCAGUGAAAAACGUAAAGGGCACGAGGAUUCCUGUUUGUGUAAAAAAUAUAAAUGGAGCAGGGGUUUAAACAUCAGGUUUUUUUCUGCACGAAAGGUCUCCGCGAAGAGGGUUGGAGAUUUUUCUUUUCAUUGUAUGUCUUUCGGGACUGUUCGAAGCCGGUAUGUGUUGCUUACCAUAUUCUUGCAUUGAAUUUUCAAUUAAAAAAAAGAAACUGCA